This is a messenger RNA of Dinoponera quadriceps, 465 nucleotides long. RefSeq lists its product as uncharacterized. Gene Ontology annotation, molecular function: nucleic acid binding. NCBI's taxonomy places the organism in Eukaryota, Metazoa, Arthropoda, Insecta, Hymenoptera, Formicidae. Bases 1 to 465 code for a protein of 154 amino acids. The record is from RefSeq and is a predicted model, not a curated record. The transcript has a single exon.
AUGUCUCUUCAAGCAUUGACGAUUUACGAUUUUAGAUGCAGAUUCGAAUUUUGCAAUUGGAUUCGUCAACAAUCGCGCAACUUUCAUCAGAAAAUUUUAUUUUCUGAUGAAUGCACAUUUUCAAGUGACGGCUUUAUAAAUACAUGGAACUGUCGAUAUUGGGCACAAGAAAAUCCUCAUUGGUUCCGAGAAAUUGACCAUCAACACGUUUGGAAAGUCAAUGUUUGGUGCGGAAUUAUUGGAAAACAUAUCGUUGGACCGCAUAUCUUUGAAGAGAACCUAAACGGUAUUCGGUACGCCAAUUUCAUUGAAAAUGAUCUUCCGCCCUUGCUUGAAAAUAUUGCUCUACAAUUGCGCCUAAACAUGUUUUUCCAGCAAGAUGGAUGUCCAGCGCAUACAUCUAGAGUUGCCCGUGAACGGUCGAACGAAAUAUUUCCAGAUAAAUGGAUAGGCAGAUAUGGCUAA